This is a messenger RNA of Cucurbita maxima (winter squash), 1629 nucleotides long. RefSeq names its product UDP-glycosyltransferase 91A1-like. The transcript has 2 exons. Lineage: Eukaryota; Viridiplantae; Streptophyta; Magnoliopsida; Cucurbitales; Cucurbitaceae. The record is from RefSeq and is a predicted model, not a curated record. Gene Ontology annotation, molecular function: UDP-glycosyltransferase activity. Bases 66 to 1478 code for a protein of 470 amino acids.
AUGUAUCCCCCCAUCUCCACCACUACUGCCAUAUUUUUUUCCGCAAGCGACCUCGCAGCCUUUCCAUGGCCGCCGACAAGAAUCUCCACAUAGUGAUCUUCCCAUGGCUCGCCUUCGGCCACAUGAUUCCCUAUCUUGAGCUCUGCAAACUCAUAGCUCAAAAGGGUCACCGUGUCUCCUUCGUCUCCACUCCCAGAAACAUCGACCGUCUCCCGAAGCUCCCUCCCCAUUUGUCUCCUUUUCUCCGCUUCGUCGGAAUUCCUCUGCCUCAAGUCGAAAAUCUGCCGCCAAACGCGGAGGCCACCACCGAUGUCCCUUACGACGUCGUUCAGUAUCUUAAAAAGGCCUACGACGACCUGAAGCAACCCCUCGCUGACUUUCUUCGAACCACCGAUGCGGAUUGGGUCUUAUAUGACUUCGCUUCCUAUUGGUUGGGUCAAGAGAUCGGACCCAGCCUUGGGAUUAAGACUGCUUUCUUCAGUAUUUUCACUCCCGAAUGUCUGGGAUUUUUCGGACCCAUGUCCGGAGAUAAAAGGACUAAACCAGAGGACUUCACAGUUCCACCGGAAUGGGUUCCUUUUCCAACAACCGUGGCGUAUCGUUACUUCGAAAUCAAGAAGAUUUUUGACAGCGUUGCCGGUAACAUCACCGGCGUUUCUGAUCUAGAACGCUUAAAAAUGAGUGCUCACUACAGCGAUAUAGUGGCUGUGAGAGCUUGCCCUGAAUUUAAUCAGGAGUGGAUUGAAGUACUUGGAGAUAUAUGCAGUAAAACUGUUUUCCCAAUCGGUCAACUUCCGACGUCGGAGUAUGAUUCCGGGGACGAGAAUCCAGCGUGGCAGCCGAUUAAACAAUGGCUCGACCAACAACCCAAAGGGUUGGUGGUCUACGUGGCAUUCGGAAGCGAGGCCAAGCCGAAUCAACACGAACUUACCGAGAUCGCGUUAGGGUUGGAGAAAUCGGAGCUGCCGUUUUUCUGGGUAUUGAGGACCCGGCGAGGACCUAGCGAUCCGGACCCAAUCGAGUUACCUGAUGGGUUCGAGGAACGAACCAAAGGGCGGGGCGUGGUGUGCACCACGUGGGCGCCGCAGUUGAAGAUAUUGGGACAUGAGUCAGUGGGUGGGAUUUUGACGCACGCUGGGUGGAGCUCUGUUGUGGAAGCGGUUCAGAGUGAAAAGGGUCUGAUAUUACUGACAUUUUUGGCUGAUCAAGGAACCAAUGCAAGAGUAUUGGAAGAGAAGAAGAUGGGUUACUCUGUUCCGAGGAGCGAAGUGGAUGGAUCAUUUACGAGCGAUUCGGUGGCGGAAUCAUUGAAUUUGGUAGUGGUGAAGGAUGAAGGUAAGAUUUACAGAGACACAAUAAAAGAAAUGAAAGAUUUGUUCGUGAACAAAGAACGAAACGAUGGGUUAAUCGAUCAGUUUCUGGGCUAUCUGAAAAUGCAUAGAAACGAGAACAAGAAUUCACAGGAUAUUGAAGUUUGAGCAAUCAAAUAAAUAAUUAAUUGUGUCUCUUAAUUUCUUCAUGCUGUUCAAGAACAAUUUGUUCCUUGUACUGAUGAUCACAUAAAGAUUUCUGUAGCUUUAAAUAAAUUAAGGCUUCCAUCGAUAUUGGUCUGGAAGUUACUUACAGAUA